This is a messenger RNA of Aspergillus novofumigatus IBT 16806, 756 nucleotides long. RefSeq names its product SDR family NAD(P)-dependent oxidoreductase. Bases 1 to 756 code for a protein of 251 amino acids. The transcript has 5 exons. NCBI's taxonomy places the organism in Eukaryota, Fungi, Ascomycota, Eurotiomycetes, Eurotiales, Aspergillaceae. The record is from RefSeq and is a predicted model, not a curated record.
AUGGCGUCCCAAGUCCAAGGCACCGCAUUCAUCACCGGCGGGGCAUCAGGCAUCGGCAAAGCCACCGCGCACGUCCUUGCAAGGAACGGGAUUAGCGCAGUAGCCCUUGUAGACGUCAACCUCGAACUCCUCGAGGAGACGAAAAGGGAAUUACUCUCUGAGAAUGCCCAGCUCCGUGUUGCGGUUUUCGAGGUGGACGUCACAGACGAGGUCUCCGUCGAGGAUGCUGUCCGCAAGACGGCGGAGGAAUUCGGACAGAUCGAUAUCGGGGUGAAUGCCGCUGGGGUCAGCGGCAAGCCUGGUCCGUCGCAUGAGACGGAGCUAUCGGAGUGGCAGCGGGUGAUCGAUAUCAAUCAGACGGGGGUGUGGAUGUGUCAGCGGGCGUUGAUCAGGCAGAUGUUGAAGCAGGAGUAUGUGUUUGCUUGUCUCGAGGAGCGCGCGAAGGACGCGGCACGAUUGUCAAUGGCGCCGCCGGGGGAAUUGCGAUUGCGCCUUAUGUGGCUGCGAAACAUGGACGCCAAAUCAUAUGCCGGCCAGGGUAUCCGUAUCAACGCCAUAUGUCCCGGAUGGGUGGAAACGCCUAUGAUAAGUCGGUCGAUCGAAUGCGGCGCUCUCGACUCGCAAUUUGCGAUGAUUCCUCUGGGACGUCCUGCAGUGGCAGACGAGAUUGCCAACGCGAUUCUAUUUCUCGCUUCGCCCAUGAGCAGCUACAUGUGUGGAGAAGCAAUGGUGGUAGAUGGAGGCUUGACAGCAUAA